This is a messenger RNA of Trypanosoma rangeli, 702 nucleotides long. RefSeq names its product glycine dehydrogenase. The transcript has a single exon. Lineage: Eukaryota; Euglenozoa; Kinetoplastea; Trypanosomatida; Trypanosomatidae. Gene Ontology annotation, molecular function: glycine dehydrogenase (decarboxylating) activity. The coding region runs from base 1 to 702 and encodes 233 amino acids. Gene Ontology annotation, biological process: nucleoside metabolic process. The record is from RefSeq and is a predicted model, not a curated record.
AUGUUGCUAUCGGCGCUUGUUCGAAGGACUGCCACAAACAGUUACGUUAAUCGUCACAUUGGACCCUCAACGGAAGAAACAUUGUCUAUGCUUCGAGUAGUUGGCAAGGAAACUCUUUCGGAUCUUAUGGCUGCCGCUAUUCCCGAGAGUAUUUUGCGAGAUCCUUUGCGAGAAUUUCCGGCUAUGAGCGAGGAGGAUGCUCUUUUACAUGUCCGGUCACUAGGUUCACGGAACAAGGUGUUAAAGAGUAUGAUUGGACAGGGCUACUAUGAAGCUAUCACUCCACCUGUCAUACUCCGCCACGUUAUUGAAAAUCCUGCCUGGUACACACCAUACACUCCCUACCAGGCUGAAAUAGCUCAAGGUCGUCUCGAAUCCCUAUUGAAUUUCCAAUCUGUUGUUAUGGACGUGACAAAGAUGGAAGUGGCCAAUGCAUCACUUCUGGAUCAGGCCACUGCAUGCGCCGAGGCAAUGCAUCUUGCGUAUCAAUACGGCCGAAAGAAGCGGAUGACAUUCUUUGUUUCAAAGGACGUUUUUCCUUCAUGUAUUGAGAUGGUAAAAACAAGAGCUGAACCAUUAAAUAUAAACGUUGUGGUUGGUGAUCCAAAUUUGAUUGAUUGGAGUGAUUCUUCACUCUGUGGGAUUUUGGCUACAAACCCCAGGUGCUACGGGAAUGCUUUACGAGUUUACGCCCUUGUUUGA